CUGGACUUGUCUUGGUCUAACGUCUUAUUGGGAAUAGUUGUCUCCGCGGUGACAGAUUUCGGUCUAGCUCUGAUUCCAAUUUACUCGGUAUGGGACUUACAAAUGGUCAAACGGGAGAAAGCCGGCGUCGCGAUUGCUAUGAGUAUCGGUGUGCUGGUCACUGAUUACAAUGGUAGGGCAGGAAUCGUUGCUGUUCUCAAAGCUGUGGAAGCUCUUGAAGUCACGAGAGUUGUCGGAACCGAGUGUCAGUGUUGUCCCUAUGUGUCUUACCUUGAGUCGCAAGUGAAUAUUGACAAAGCUAUCUCUCUCGCAGUUUCUCGCCGGCUUGCCGUCUUGACCAUUUGGAUUCACGCAGAACCCAAUGCGACGAUUGUUGCAGCCUCCAUACCGGUACUGAGAGUACUGAUACGGGAUGUUGCAAAAUCAUUUGCAUCCUACCAUCCCUCGGCUGCACACUACGUAAAAUCCGACGGAGUCUUUCAGAGUGCCAACCUCUCGAAUGUACGAGCAACAAGUAUCAACAGCGAUCAUGAUAGCGAGACAAUGAUUCUUCCUAUCUUCAAGCCAGGAACGGAAGCGGAUGAUCGAUAUCGAGCCGAGGGCCAGGAAGCUGUCGAACUUCGUAAGCUUCAUGCACACGUACCUUCGGGGUAG
This is a messenger RNA of Colletotrichum paranaense, 654 nucleotides long. RefSeq lists its product as uncharacterized. The transcript is spliced from 2 exons. Lineage: Eukaryota; Fungi; Ascomycota; Sordariomycetes; Glomerellales; Glomerellaceae. The record is from RefSeq and is a predicted model, not a curated record. The annotation marks the transcript as partial.